Messenger RNA from Medicago truncatula (barrel medic), 2250 nucleotides. RefSeq lists its product as uncharacterized. Gene Ontology annotation, molecular function: DNA binding; zinc ion binding. NCBI's taxonomy places the organism in Eukaryota, Viridiplantae, Streptophyta, Magnoliopsida, Fabales, Fabaceae. The record is from RefSeq and is a predicted model, not a curated record. The transcript is spliced from 7 exons. Bases 389 to 1885 code for a protein of 498 amino acids. Gene Ontology annotation, biological process: regulation of DNA-templated transcription; chromatin remodeling; positive regulation of DNA replication. Gene Ontology annotation, cellular component: CHRAC; nuclear chromosome.
GUGUGUCCAUAACAUUUCUUGUGUGACCACAAUCAAGACUCACCAAAAAGAAAAACAAAAAAACCUUUUGGAUUCUAUUCAAAAUACACACUCCCACCGGAAAAAAGAAUUGAAUCGCCGUUUCAUUUCCAACAAAAACCCCUUCGUUUUCUUGAGUCUCUGCAACCCACACAUCGUUCAUCACUGAUUUCGAGAGAUGCUUCAAACUUUUCUGAUCUCACAGGUGGCCAUUAUAGUGUGUUGACUGGAUGAGAUUGACAAACAUGCUUCCAAAGAUUCAAUAAUCUUGAAUCUGAUAUAUGACAAUGCCAACAUUAUCUGAACACUUUAGCUUUGGGGUUCUGUAGCAAUAUACAACAUUCUCCUUUUGAGUUUAAUUCAGGUGAUUAUGUUAAUACAAAGUUCUCUUCUUAGUUCAGUUGAAGCUGGUCUAUGUUAUGUAUAUGAUGAUGGGAAAGAUUUUCAACGUGACCGGAUGCCUAGUGGUGAAACUUGUCAGGUUUGUCUGAAAUGCAACAAGUACCCUGCUGACUGGUGUAGAAAAGCUGAACCAAUGGAAGAGGAUAAUAGGAAUGCUGAUGAUCCUUUCAACUCAAACUGUCUAAGAAGCUGUGGUCGACCAUCAACUGCAAGUAUAAUGACCGAAAACACUGCACCUAAUUUGGUAUACAGGAGAAAAAAGCUACGCAAGGGAUCAAUUUCUUCUCCUUUCAAGCUAGGGCUGACCGAUGUGCAGACAAGUGCCAAUUUUACUUCAUUCAUAAGUUCCUCUUUGCACUUGUCAUCAGCUGAGGACCAAACAGCUGUUUUUCCAGUUAAGCAUCAAAUUGAAAUUGUCAAAGAUCCUACUCUGCCUUCUGUCUUUCUUGAUGGAGUAGCAAAAGAUACCACACAGAAAAAAAUAGGUAUUGACAGUGUAAAUGAUAGCUGUUCCUCUUCAAAGUCAAAUAUGGUACUUGUUUCAGAUUCCUUAGCAACUGAGAUGGAUGACACUGGUGAAUGCUCCUCCUCUAGUUUAAUAGUAACGGACUCCACAAGGGAAGAAUUAACAGAAAAGGAUUUCUGCAUUAAUAUUUUAAGAAGCCAUGGACUUCUUAGAGGAGAUACUCUUACAGAUAAUGUGGUUUCCAUUGAAGAUGCCGUUACCACCGUUAAUAACUGUUGUUCCAGAUCAUGCAAAAUAUGUGGUCAUUUGGAUAGUUCAUUGAAUAUGCUUUUGUGUGAUAAUUGUGAAAACUCAUAUCAUCCAUGUUGCUACAAUACACGUUUGAAAAGAGUACCAAUUGAUGAGUGGUUUUGUCAUUCAUGUCUUAAUAAAAGGCAAAAAUUUCUUAAGGAGACAAUUAUCAAAUCACCACGUAUCAACAGUGGAAUAGGGAAAUCUAGAACUGUCUCAGUUAAGGAUGAAAUGAAUCCCAUACUGUUGAUGUUGAGAGAUACUGAGCCAUAUACGACUGGUGUGCGAGUUGGCAAAGGUUUUCAAGCAGCAGUCCUUGACUGGUCAGGCCCUUUAAAAAGUGAUGAAGACUACUUUCCAGAACCAUUGCAAAUUAAUCCUUCAGAAAUUUAUAGACCGCAGGAAGAGAAUAUGAGAAAUCCAACUAGACUCAGUUCCAUUGGCAACUGGCUUCAAUGCCGAGAGGUUAUAGACAAAACUAGGGAAAUUAUAUGUGGAAAAUGGCGCAGGGCUCCACUAUUUGAAGUUCAAACCGAUGAUUGGGAGUGCUUCUGUGCUUUUCAUUGGGAUCCAUCUCAUGCUGAUUGUGCUGUACCUCAGGAGGUGGAAACAGAUGAGGUUCUGAAACAACUGAAGUAUAUAGAAAUGUUGAGGCCACGACUUGCUGCAAAACAGAGAAAAUCAGAUUGCACAAAUAAUGGCAAUUGAAGAAUCCAUAGUGGUGAGAAUUCUGGAUUUUUUUGUAUAUUGAAAAAUCUUGUCAGAGAAAGCCAUAUUGUAUGUGUUCCAUGUCAUCCAGUGGCAUUUUGUUUUUACAGCGUGACAGAAUAUGGAACAAUAUUUUGUGAUAUGGCUUAGUAGAUUUCAGCCCCAUUUCUUAGGUUAUAGCUUUUAUUUUGGUAGAAAUGAUAGCUUGGGGGUCAUUUUGCCUAUCAUGAGGGAAACCAUCGCCUUCAACAUUACCCAAUUGAUGUCAAAUUUUUUGAGAAAUUAAAAGACUGAUAGUGAAAGAUUUUGACUUCUUACACUGUGCCCAUUUCUUUGCAAUAAUCUUGUAUUGUUAAUUUCUCCAA